CGUGAUCUGAUAUGAGCUAGGUAAGCUAGUAAUAAGGAGGAUAUCAUUGCGAUGGGCAUAACUUGCAAGCAUCAUGAUAUGCUGCUCUAUAAUGUCAAAUUGCAGGGCUUUUGCUGACAAGAUUAAUCUGCACAAGGGUGGCGUACAUUAUGGCAUAUUGCUGGAAGGUACCGAGUACGGAUACCGUAAAUUGACAAAAUCCUCAACAAGUCUUCCAGGUUUUGAGCAUCCUAUCAGCCUCUCCAACGAGCUUUGGAAGUCUAGGGGGAGCACAGGAAAAGAAUCAGUGACGACAGGCGUGGCGGAGUAAAAGGCUGGGUGUUAGAAUUGCUAGGAUCAGCCACACCACUAUACAAUCAUGUACCAGCUAGUGGCAGGGUUUUCUGGACUUUCUAGGCUUUCUCACACACACAGCAACGCCGAGCAUCAUAGGGGUGCCACAGUUGUAUUUUGAGCAUGGUUCAUGGAUCUGAGGUCCAUUUACGAGGUGUUUGAUCGCACCGCCACCUUUUGGUUCACCUGAGGGAAGUUAAGUUGAGCAAGGAUUGGUUCAGCUUCGUUGCCCCCAGUCCCCUGAACCGAUGCUACCUGGGUACCGUGGCUUAGGGAAACAAAACAGAGGUUGAAGACAAGCCUUCAGCUGGGGCGUUUCGAUAGAUUGAGACUGUAGGUUCAUUUGGCGUGUGCUCAAAAAGGUAAGCAAACAACAAGAGUACUACAAACCAAAAGGGUUGGUGAUUGUGAUUUAUUUGCCCUCGUCUCGUUUCUCCGUGCAAUAAUCGAAUGUUAUAAUAAGCCCAGGCAGAGUGGGCGGCAACAAGUCUUCAUCACUGUUCCUAUGUCUCUUAUUCCUUGUUCCUUUUCUCGCCUUCUGGUCAACUCGAUCCGCCUCUCAACCUACGAUAGAGCAGUGACAUGCCGCUUACUACGGUAGCUUGUGGAACCUGUUUGCCUUGUCGAUUUGGAGAACCCGAAGGUAAUCAGUGGGUCGUCUGGAGGCUAGAUAUACCGAUACUCUCGACGCAUGUACCGGCAAGCCCUUUAGUAUGCGAAGUGUCAUAAAGAAGAAGAACGAUGCCAAAAGCAACUGUCGUCAUCUCCCGCUCAGCGUGGAAGAUGGUAUAUAUAUGCGCCUCGGGCGGCCCCGUCAGAGGCUGAGAUCUCGACAUCCAGUUUCGCAAAGCAAGGGCUGUGCUGAGGUGUAGGGUCAAAAGAGGAGAGAAGAGUGUCAAAGAGGCGGUUCGCCAAUAAAACAGUAAAUCACUGUCGAUGAUGACUCCAUUGGGAUCGCGAUUGCAAGAUGUAGGCAAAUCAUCCACUCCAGUUGGACGGUGGUGAAUGUCUUGGCUGGCUGACCAAAUGAUGGAUGUUUCCUCAGCAGGGAAUAGAUAGCGGUACCUAACGUCAAAGUACCUUGAAACGAAAAUCAGUCACUUUCAGUUAGACCUUUCCCCAGCACGUUUCUAGCCCGCCGCUUCAUACCAGAAACGUAUUCGCAUCACCCACUUCUGUCCGCUUUGGCGUUCUUUGGGCUUUCACUUUGGGUUGUGGUCAUCUUCCGCUCCGGGGCGUUCCCCAACCAGGCGCGCGUUUCCCCUUUCCCUAUGUUUCCACUGGUUUUCGCGUCGCUGGCGUGUUUUGUUGGCUUCCCGAGGCGAGACACCAUCACCAAUAUAUCUCGUUAUUUAUCUCUGUGAAUGAUCUUCGCGUGAAAUAAUUGUGUUUCAGGUACCUAAUCAGCCUGUUUUAAUGCAAGCCUUGCGGCUAAUGCUAGGUCGGAGCUGCAUAGUGCUUUCCCAAAGCAAUAAAGAAAACGUUCGUGACGGGACAAGUUAAGGUAAGGAAGGUGACAGGGUACAUUGAUCCUAAGGUACCUACCAGGUUUCUGGCACGAUCCCACCUGAGAGACAGGACAGGCCUUUUUGGAAGGAACCAGCCCGGCAGCUGUCAACAAUCCACUGACAAACGCCCACACACUCUUUCCCUCUUACGUACCCCACUCAUUCAACCCGCCAGGCUAGUUAUCCAAUCAGAGAAGGUUCUUACCCACUUGCCCACUUUCAGAGGCCCUCACUAUCGCUCAUCGCCCGUCUUCGCCUCGCAUCUCUCUCAUCGGCCGCCUUGUUCACUUUCUUUCUCUACGUCUCCUUGCACAACUCUCCUUCAGUGCUACAUCGUCAUUACUGUCAACCAUUCUCACGGAUACAUUGGCUCAUUGUCAUUUCCCCAGAAUACUUGCCUUAAAUCGUCCUUUCUGCACGCUACUGUAUUGCCGGUUCUCGAGCCUCAAUUCUGUUUGUUGCAUUCCUCGCCUAAGCCACCCACUGCCCACAGCGUAAACCCGCCCACCCAGUACUUGCUUCUUCCUUCACUCGCCUCUCUGCCUUGACCCGGGGGGAAAAUAUCAGCUCUCGCCACGUCUCCAGCCACACAUUAAUCCAUCUCGCCCCGAUAUGUGCCUUUGGCCCAAGGCUGUUGCGACAUCGAAACCUCGAAAUUGAUCGCAUGCUGGAUUAGAUUUGCAUUUGAUUAUUCCAAUUCUCUGCUUUCCAUCUGCCUCUAUGGCAUCGGACGCUUCCGCCUUUACCGCGAUCGACCCCCCGCCCGCAACGCGCGCAGAGGCGACCCCUCCUGCUAUCAUCCCUUCAGACGACGCUGCUAUCAGAUUGCUCAAACGGCCUCGUUCACCUUCACCUUCAUCGCCGCGCUCUCUCGUCGCGCAGUCGCAGGGACUCUUGGGUCUUGGAUCCCCGGCCAAGUCUGCCCGUUUGGCACUCGCGUCGAGUAUUUCUCCGACGCCUUUGACCGCGGCAGCUGCCCUCGAGGACGAGCGCCGGCGACGCGAAGUUGACGAUCAAGACGACGGGAUACGGGCCCCAGCACCCACGAGCGACAAUCCUAGCCACCGAGUUCUAACUUCCCUCAUGUCUGGAGCUGUUCAGGCUAUGAGCCGCCCUGCUGACGCGCCUCAGCUAGCACCAACAGCUGCCAUGGACCCAUCUCCAAAGGCCCCAAACCCCGUGUCGCUGGCGCAAACCGCGACAAGUCAGGUCGAAGAGCAUGGCGCACCAAGUCCACAGAGCACCAACAGCCUUGUUGGCGUCCCCGUCACCGAGAGUCCGACUCCAAUGGAAGUGGACGUACCUAAAAUUGAUCAGCAGCAGCAUCAACAGUCGUCACAGCAAGUAGUCGGGCAGGAAGAGAGGCACCAGCCUGGAUCCCUAUCGUACCCUGGCUCUCUUCAGGCUACGGGUAAUCUGACAGAAACCCCAACUCGAGGCAUGAGCUUUCCGAUGCCCACCCCAGGCCAGACAUCUCCCACAUCAUCUGGGUCAAAGAAGCAUAAAUGUCCCUACUGCAAUACUGAGUUUACACGCCAUCACAACCUCAAGAGCCAUUUGUUGACGCAUAGCCAAGAGAAACCAUACGUAUGCACGGAAUGCCAGAUGCGUUUCCGCCGUCUGCACGACCUCAAGCGUCACGGUAAACUGCACACUGGCGAGAAGCCUCACGUUUGUCCCAAGUGUGACCGAAAAUUCGCUCGUGGCGAUGCGCUUGCUCGUCACUCUAAGGGUGCUGGUGGCUGUGCUGGGCGACGAUCCAGCAUGGGUAGUUUCGUUGACGACAACGAUAUUGAGACCAGUCUUGGCGAAGCUGAUGAAUCGGCCAUAUCUGGACUUGCAUACGAUAAUCCCGAGGAUGAUGAACUGAGACGUCAAAGUUUACCAAGCAUCACCGCCCAGCAUGUUGCAGGAGCACAAGUUGAUGGCUACGGCACCCAUGCUCGGACAUAUCCACCACCUGGUGCUCGACCUGGGACUGGGGGACUUUACCCCCCCAAUGUUAACCAAAACCAGGCAAAUUCCAACUCUUCUCAGCCUGUCGCCAACAACAUUGCGGGGCACAAUUCUACCGCGGGAAUCGCAUCCGUUGCGGCCGCCAAUGCGAACAUGUAUUCCCAGACUGGUAUUACUGAGUCUCCAAAACCAUUGAGCCCCGGGGUGCAAGGACAUGACUCCAAUAACUUGGCGCGCCAGCGCUCUCCUAGCUUGACCCAGCAGCUGCAGCAGGCGCAGUUUGGACGCCGAGCAUCGGAUUUACAGUCGCCGCACAACUCGCAAUCCCGGCCCAAGCUUCCCGGUUUGUCGCAUCCUGAGUUCGCGGCGCCCGGGUCAACCGGCUUCUCUCACACCCGGAGCGGGAGUGGCGCGCAGUCUAUCAACGACAGCGGAAACAUGUUUGCUCAGAGUGAUCCGAGUGUGUGGGCGUAUGUUCAGGCGCUAGAGGAGAAAGUCAAGGCGCUCACAGACAAGGUUUCGACUCUGGACCAUGUCGUUGCAGACUUGAAACAACAGAUGGAAACACGCGAUGCCGCCGCGGCGGCUGUCGCCAAAGUAUAACACAGUGCUGCAUUACACUCAUUCCUGAGUGCUUCCGUAUUGCGUCACUAUAUCACAAAGUACACUGAGACGACCUUCGUUUUUUACCUUGAGAAGUAUUUGGCAUGGUGCUCAGGGAGGCGUUUAUGGGACAUGGGAACAUGCUUUUUUUGUUUUUCCUUUUCUGUUUCUGUGGAAGGUAGGGACCUCCACGCUAAAAGAACGGGGCACGGUCUAGUCAUGAUUAUCCCAUCAUUAUUUCAUGUAACAUAUAUUGUUGUUUUGUCCAGAUAAGUGUGCCUCGUGGCAGCAAGGAUCCAUGCGCUAGUACAGGUGUCAAAGAGUUGUAUUGUGCAGAGUGGAAGCUUUGUAUAUAGAGAGUCUAUCUCGUCGAGGACCACAAGCUGUUACUAGAGUGAACCCGGCAAGUGAUUAAGUUCUGUCAUCGUUUGCGGUAUGUAGAGGAUGUGUUGCUUGCUGUUGGUGGCUUGCCGAGGCUCAUAUGGAAUUUGAUGAUUCCCGACGGAUAGCAGGGCGCUGACUGGGGAAUAAUUAAUUGGGGACUCUGAGACUCAGUACAUUCGACACCCGAUAUUUCCUACACACGUAGGAAUAUGGAUUAAAGCCAUUAAUAAUUUACGACUAUGCUCACAAAACACUAGUUAUAAUUGUAAAAGCGAGGCUCAAGUCAAGCA
Messenger RNA from Fusarium odoratissimum NRRL 54006, 5074 nucleotides. RefSeq lists its product as uncharacterized. Gene Ontology annotation, cellular component: nucleus. The transcript has 2 exons. NCBI's taxonomy places the organism in Eukaryota, Fungi, Ascomycota, Sordariomycetes, Hypocreales, Nectriaceae. The record is from RefSeq and is a predicted model, not a curated record. Bases 2562 to 4400 code for a protein of 612 amino acids.